Messenger RNA from Amaranthus tricolor (Joseph's coat), 1427 nucleotides. Its product is annotated as 23 kDa jasmonate-induced protein-like. Lineage: Eukaryota; Viridiplantae; Streptophyta; Magnoliopsida; Caryophyllales; Amaranthaceae. The transcript has 2 exons. The record is from RefSeq and is a predicted model, not a curated record. Bases 358 to 990 code for a protein of 210 amino acids.
CUGCUUUAAAUAAUCUCAACUAUUAAUUGCUUCUAAAUAAUCCAACAUUUGUAAACGUUUUGCUGACAGCACUUGUUGCCACAUUUAACAGGCUAUUGUAUGUAUAUCUUGCUCAUUCAGAACAAUUUUUAUCAUUAUCGUGCCCGGUGUAUUCCGCUUAUAAGAAAUAUAAUUAGAGUCUAAAAAGGAAAGUAAAACGAAAACACAUGCACAUAAAAGAGAAAGUGUGCAAAGAGUCCAUUAAAACCAGAGUGUGUGGUGUGUGCUCUAUAAAUUCAAUUGGGCGGAAAGCCAAAAGUACACAAAAAGGGAAGCAAAUAAGGAAAGCUAAAAAGAAGUAAAAAGUAUAAUACAAAAAUGGCAAAUCCCUUUGGUCAAGUAGUGGAUGAUGAUAAGUUAGAUGAGAUGCCUAGGUAUGUUGGUGAGCCCAAAACACAAGAAGAUAGAGCGAGAGAGGCCUUUAAUCUAAGAAAUGAGCAUGACAAAAACCAAUUGGCUAGAAGAUAUGUAGAAGAUCUUAAAUCAGAUUAUGGCAAUGGAACCACCACAUUGUGCCUAGUUUACAAUGCUACUGGUGAAACACUCUAUUAUUCCACUAGUUAUGAUUGGUAUGGGUUCAUUGGCCGUACUCCGUAUCCUUUCCAGAUCGGAAACGGCCAAUGGGCUUCUUUCCUUCAUGUCAAAACCACCAGUGCCGCCUCCGGCUCCGAAGCCGCUGUUGUUUUCUCCGGUAAGAACCAAAAUGGUUCUCCCCGUGAUUUUCUCCUUGCUUGGGAUACCCCUUGGUCCGCUUUUUCCAAAAACAAGGCUUACAGUGAUGUAGGGUAUGUUGGAUAUUUCAAUAGUAAUUGGAGUAGUGUAAAAAAAAAUUUGGAGAAAAGCGGGUACACCCAAAGCACUAAUAAAGAUGGGAUCAUCAUAGAUGUUUCUACUGCUUCUGGAACUUCUCCGGUAUUUCAAGCAACAAUCAAAAUCAAAUACAGUCCAUAAAUAUUAUAAAUGCAACACAAUUCUCUAAUAUUACUGUCGUCGUCUUCACAAAAUAAGUGUUAUUAUAUCAUGAUUUCAUGCACUUUAUUUUGUUAAAUUAAUAAGUAUAUCUUUUGUGAAGAAGAAUUUUAUGUAUGCGAAUGAUUAUUAUUACUCUAUGUAAUAAACCUUGUACUACUCAGUUCAUAAAAUUUGAAAUAAUAAGUUGGUCUUUUUUUGUCCUAUUGUUGGAAUUAGGGGGACAAUAAGUUUACACUUCCUCCGUUUCAUAAUACUUGCUACUGAUAGUGAUAUUUUUCCGUAUAACAUGUUACACUCGAUAGUAAGUAUUAUAACACGGAGGAAAUAUAUUUUAUUACAUGUAAUGUAAUUUAUAGUAUUUGAUCCAUAUUAUAUUUGAUGACCUUAUUUAUGAUUGAAAAGAUAAUUUGCGGAUU